GACCAUUUGUUGAUGCAAUUUGUUUCGCUUAUAAAUACACAAUGAGCUUGUCUCUUGGCAACUGCGAAAUAAUCGAGGCGAAAAAAGAUCCGAGCAUCACUUGCGGCCCUCAAUCAUCGAAACCACAAGACAGAGAGCAAAAGCCUCCCUUCCAAAGAAAGCCGCACAGCAAAUAUUUAGAAGAUGACAUCAACAAGCUAUUCGAGUCCAUCAAUCUUCGGACAUCCAAAAGUCUCGAUCUUUCAGACUGGCCAAGAAAAGCAUCAAAGAAGCCUAUUCGAGCUGCCGGCUCUCAGUCACCGGCUUUCGGGUUUUCCGAGACCGUCUCUUUAAAACAAGCCCUGAGAGGAAUGUGCAUUUCUCAGGCUGCCGAGAUGGCUGCCGUCAAACGGCUCUCGAUGCCAGCAUCUCCAAGAGUUUCGGAAGCCAGAAAAUCGUCAAAUUUGGUUCAGGCGAAUGAAGAUUCGGUUUUCAAGCGGGUUUCUGAAUCAGGCGAUAAGAGUCUUGAAUGUGUGUCUCGUGUGGAUUUUCAAGAGUCAAGUCAAAGUCCCCGUUCUUUACCUGCGAUUGUAGUGAUUAACGAAAAGCAAACACCGAAUGAUCUUAGCGACACUAAUGGACAUGAUCCGCAAGUUGAUAGUUCUUCUAGUAAUAGUGUGUUGAAGCCGGAGAAAAAGGUUUCGAGCCCGAAUAAGGUAAAUGGUCAGAAUAAAGUUGCGGCGAACAAGGUAAAACGGAAACCGAAGUUACAGAACGUACCCUCGUCGUCUAGUUCUGUGAAAAUCAAUAAAGACGUGAAGUCAACUCGAACGGCCUCGUGUACAGUCAAACCUGCUGUAAAGAACAAGACCCUCGUUAUAAAGAAACCAAAGAAAGUAACGAUAUCCAUGGCUAGAAGAAGUGCAGAAACACCGCAUGAGGAAAAAAGCAAGAGCCCGGUUCAAAAUCAUGCGCCAUUAAUCUGCCAAAAUUGUCAGUGUUCUAUGGAGUAUACGAAUAAAGAGCCCGUCAAGGAUGAUCCUCCAAUAAUAACCAACACGACCUCGAAAUCUGCGGAGAAGGCGGAUUUCUCACAAAGCUCAAAAAGCAGCAUUUGUGAUUUUAGUAGUAGCACGACAAGCCUCAGUGAAGACAGCAGCAGCUUAAACGGGUCCACUUGGGGCAAUAGGCCCCACAUGUCAAAAGACAUAAAAUGGGAAUCAAUCAAUCGUAUAAGAAAGCAAUGUGGCUUCUUGGGACUGAGUCAUUUUAAUCUGCUGAGAAAGCUUGGCUCUGGGGAUAUAGGAACUGUUUAUCUUGCCGAGCUAAUUGGCAUGAACUGCGCGUUUGCUAUAAAAGUUAUGGAUAAUGAGUUCUUGGCAAGAAGGAAAAAGACGAGUAGGGCUCAGACAGAGAGGGAGAUUCUUAGAAUGCUUGAUCAUCCUUUUUUGCCGGCGCUUUAUGCGCAGUUUACUUCAGACAAUUUGUCCUGUUUGGUUAUGGAGUUUUGUCCUGGAGGGGAUUUGCAUGUACUCAGACAGAAGCAACCUGGCAGAUAUUUUCAUGAACAGGCGGCAAGGUAUGUCUCCUGCUUCGGCCCGAACCUCCUCUCCUCCGCUGCCAGGGCCCGUAAACUCAAGGACGAAGCCUCCGCGGGCCGGGCCCGGGCCCUGCCGCAGCUCGUGGCCGAGCCCAACGAGGCCCGAUCCAACUCGUUCGUCGGGACACACGAGUAUUUGGCUCCUGAGAUCAUUAAGGGGGAAGGGCACGGGAGUUCGGUUGAUUGGUGGACGUUUGGGGUUUUGCUUUACGAGCUUUUGUAUGGGAGGACGCCGUUUAAAGGGUCGUGUAAUGAGGAGACGCUGGCGAAUGUGGUUUUGAAGGGUCUGAGGUUUCCGGAGAGCCCGAUGGUGAGUUUGCAGGCCCGGGAUCUGAUUCGCGGGCUUUUGGUGAAGGAGCCUGAGAACAGGCUGGGGGCGGAGACUGGGGCUGCGGAGAUUAAGAAGCACCCGUUUUUCGAGGGGCUGAAUUGGGCGCUGAUCAGGUGUGAGGCUCCGCCUCAGGUGCCGGAGUUUCAUGAAAAGUUCAGGGAAUGUGGUGAUGGUGGGCAUUUGGAGUUCGAGCUGUUC
This is a messenger RNA of Striga asiatica, 2108 nucleotides long. The record is from the annotation of a GenBank genome assembly. NCBI's taxonomy places the organism in Eukaryota, Viridiplantae, Streptophyta, Magnoliopsida, Lamiales, Orobanchaceae.